CCUUGCGCGCUCCCGCCCUGCUUCGCGGCUUCCGGUGGCGGCGGCGGCGGGAGCGUGUGCCGGGCGGCGGCAGCAGCAGCAGCCAUAGCCAUAGCCAUGGCGUACCGCGGGCAGGGCCAGAAGGUGCAGAAGGUGAUGGUGCAGCCCAUCAACCUCAUCUUCCGCUACCUGCAGAACAGGUCCAGGAUCCAGGUGUGGCUUUAUGAGCAAGUGAACAUGCGGAUAGAAGGCUGCAUCAUUGGCUUUGAUGAAUAUAUGAACUUGGUGCUGGACGACGCAGAGGAAAUUCACUCCAAAACAAAAUCAAGGAAACAGCUGGGUCGGAUCAUGUUAAAAGGGGACAAUAUCACUCUUCUGCAAAGUGUUUCUAACUAGGAUUUGUUGUUUUUUGCUUAGAACAAUGGCUGCGGUGCUUCGGAGUUAAUAAAGCGCUAGUGGGAGCAGGACCAGCUAGUAGACAGGAAGUUAUGUGUAACUGGGGUCGCAUGCAGAAUUGAAAACUGCACAGUCUUUUGUGCGAGUGAUUUUUUUUUUUGUAGUUUGAAACGAUGCACAGUGUAUUUCGCAAAUAAACAUUUUUCACAUUAACUGUAAAUGUAAA
This is a messenger RNA of Harpia harpyja (harpy eagle), 601 nucleotides long. It is a transcript of the gene SNRPE, whose product is annotated as small nuclear ribonucleoprotein polypeptide E. The transcript has 5 exons. The record is from RefSeq and is a predicted model, not a curated record. Gene Ontology annotation, biological process: mRNA splicing, via spliceosome; spliceosomal snRNP assembly. Gene Ontology annotation, molecular function: RNA binding. Gene Ontology annotation, cellular component: U5 snRNP; precatalytic spliceosome; U4/U6 x U5 tri-snRNP complex. The coding region runs from base 97 to 375 and encodes 92 amino acids. Lineage: Eukaryota; Metazoa; Chordata; Aves; Accipitriformes; Accipitridae.